Messenger RNA from Puntigrus tetrazona (Sumatra barb), 2312 nucleotides. It is a transcript of the gene alg5, whose product is annotated as ALG5 dolichyl-phosphate beta-glucosyltransferase. The transcript has 10 exons. The record is from RefSeq and is a predicted model, not a curated record. Gene Ontology annotation, cellular component: endoplasmic reticulum membrane. Lineage: Eukaryota; Metazoa; Chordata; Actinopteri; Cypriniformes; Cyprinidae. Bases 221 to 1192 code for a protein of 323 amino acids.
ACUUCCGCGUAGGUGUUUCUCUGUGACUGGAAGUAAAGUUCAACAAUGGAGAUUUAACUAUUUAUUCCGUAAUUUAGCACGACACCCAUUCAUAUAUGUCCCGCCUCACGAAGGCGCCGGUAGGCUCGUUUUAAGGCUGCUCUGUAUGCUUCUGUAGGGUAGUUUAGAUAUUCACUGGUGACAGCUUCCCUUCAGUGCAGUGUUCACUGGUAUAUGGAGGAUGGAUUUCCCUUUAUAUGACUUAUUGCAGUAUUCGCUGAUCCUGGCGCUGAUCGUCUUAUUAUUGGUUGUUGUCUUUGCCCAUGUCAGUGCUAACAUGGUAGAACAGACUUGCCAUGAGAAGGAGAAACGCUUCUUGGCGGCGGAUGGCAAGGAGGAGUCUUUUCCCAGCCUCAUGGACCCUCCAUCACUGGAGCUGUCCGUAGUCGUCCCGUCAUACAACGAGGAGCUCAGAUUGCCUGUUAUGAUGGAUGAAGCUAUGGAAUACCUGGAGAAAAGACAGAAGGAGAAUCCAUCAUUCAAGUAUGAAGUUAUUGUGGUAGAUGACGGCAGCAAAGACAAAACUACAGAGGUUGCCAUGAAAUACACAAAGAAGUAUGGAGCGCAAAAAGUGAGAGUUUUGACAUUGGUGAAGAACCGGGGAAAAGGCGGUGCAGUGAGAAUGGGAACUCUAAGCAGUCGCGGGCGCCUCAUUCUUAUGGCUGACGCAGACGGAGCCACUAAAUUCGCUGACAUUGAAAAGGUCGAAGAAGGUCUUGAGAGCAUCACCGAGAAGCCUGAUAACAUGGCGAUCUCCUGUGGAUCCAGAGCUCACCUAGAAAAAGAAUCGGUGGCUCAGCGGUCUCUGUUCCGAACGUUUCUGAUGUAUGGAUUCCACUUCCUGGUGUGGUUUUUCUGUGUGAGAGGGAUUAAAGACACACAGUGUGGUUUUAAGCUCUUCACCCGUGAAGCUGCCUUGAAAACCUUCUCCAGCCUGCAUGUGGAACGCUGGGCAUUUGAUGUCGAACUUCUCUUCAUUGCUCAGUGUUUUGAUAUCCCUGUAGCAGAAGUGGCUGUUAACUGGACAGAGAUUGAAGGGUCAAAGUUGGUGCCGUUCUGGAGCUGGCUACAGAUGGGCCGGGAUCUAGUCUUUAUCAGACUGCGUUACCUCACUGGUGCCUGGAAGCUGAAGUCUGAGAGAAAAACUCAGUAGCUGUUGUUACUGCUUAGUGUGCUGUUCCUGAGCGAUCAGGGGCCGCCGGUUGAGCACACAGCCCCUUGCCAGCAAUGAGUGCACUGUGAAUGCAGUCGGUGAACAACAUUAGCAUUUUAUUAUCACUGACCGUGCCGUGACCACAUAAGGGGAUGGCCCUUGUAUUUUUUUUUUUUUUUUGUAAUAUUGCUGUUUUCCAUAUUUUCUUUUACAUACUGUAGUAGGUUUUGGUUUAAAAAUGGGCAGAUGGUUCUUGGCCAAAUAAAAAAAUAUAUAUAAUCAGUGUUUCAGCAUGUACAAGUAAUUUUAAAUGUUUGCUUGUAAAAAGAUUGUUCUUUUUAUUCAUUUUUUUUUGCAGAUUUUGUAUCAUCAAAUAAUAACGUCUGGUCCACAUUUGCAAUUUUGAAAGAAAUGAAAGUGGUGUGCACUUGAAUGUUUAACAUCAGUGCCACCCAAAUCCAUUUUUAACUCACUUAUCCCACGCAUAUAAGGUUUAAAAACACAGUUGACCGACUGAAAUGGUCCAUGGUCUGGCAUGUGCUCAAGGCUUUUUAAUGUGGUUUACUCAAUGGGCUGCUCUGCACCCUGGAGAGAGUAUCCUGUUUGUCCUUCCUUUCUCUCCACCAGGAAGGCAUUUGUUCUUAUUCAGCCCCUGUAUCUUGUCAGCCACUCUAAGAGGGUGUAUUUCAAUAUUUUACACUGAUAAUUUUUUUUAAGAUCAGUGAUUUAAGCAGCAAUUGAUGUAUUAUAUUUCCCGUCUGAAAGCCCUAAAUAUAGAGCCUCGUCAGGAAUGUAUAUGAUCCUGUGCACCUUGAUUGAAGAGGAUCAUUUUGCAGUGCCCUUUUAUUGGAAGCGAGCUCCCCCUUCCAAACUCAUUUGAUCACAGAGAACACUAAAUAUGCGAGCUGUCAUUAUUGGGAGUAUUGUUACGUUCCCCUGCAGUUGUUGUAAACUGUGAAAAUGUCAAACUUCUAGACUCUCUGUCGCCAUCCUGGCUUGCGUCAUUAACUGGACAAGUCACUGUACGCUCACAAUCGAAGUGUAUCCAUCCGCGCCGAGGAGCGCACGAAAAGUAGUGCUAUCGAUAAACGCUUUGGCACUCCGCCAAUCUGACAUUCAA